Molecule: messenger RNA, 5436 nt
Organism: Amoebophrya sp. A25
Lineage: Eukaryota; Dinophyceae; Syndiniales; Amoebophryaceae
Source: the annotation of a GenBank genome assembly
UGAGUUGAUAUACACAGGACGAGGGCAGAAGCAUGUUUUUACGCGCAUCAUCACGAUAAGUCCAUUUUGUUUUGGGUAAUUGUUGUUUUAUAUUUGAUUUCAACUUGUUUAUGAGGUCAUACUCAUGAUUGAAUUUUGAGAAACUACCGACUUAGUCACACUGCAGCCACGAUCUCAUUCCUAUUUUUCCUGAAAAGAAGUAAGUAUGAUUUGAACGGGAGAACAAAGAAAAUGGAUCGCGAGGUGAAAAUCGAAUUCUGGAAUUACAGUGGUGUAGAAUACCGCUUCGGUGGUGAAUUCCUGGACUUCGGGAACUGGAAGCCAGGGAGCAAAUCCAAAGAGAAAUUUAUGGCUUCCGUUGUAGCAACAAAUGCAUCGCCAUAAAAAGAGAGACUUGUCAUGGCUAAACUUGUACCACUACUAGGUAGAGUAAGCUCCACCACCAACGAGAGUUCACGCUGUUCUACUGCCUGACUGGGGUGCAUUUGUUUUGUCGUUCCUUGUUCUAAUGCUUGCGUCAUCCCGGCAAAGCGCGACUCGAUUUCGACCACCACGCCAGGCUCAUCGCCAACAAAAGUACCAAAGGAUGCGUCGCCACAGAAAAUGCCGAGCACCGCGACGGCCGGAGUGGUCGCUGGGAACUCACCUGCGAGCUCUUCAAGUGCACGCGCACCAGAGGAGGACGGAGGGGGCGCAGGCAGGCUUACCACACGUUUUGUGAACACCAGUUGGGUAGCGGGCGUUGGCGGCUACGUUUAUUUCACCGGUGCGGAUCAAAGUUGUAUCGAAGUGGCGUUUUCGUCACCCCUGGUCGGGCCAAACAAAUUCACCGCAAGGAGGCAUGCGACCUUCACUGGGAAUGCUAAGGUAACGAAAAUUAUACUUCUUGUGGUUGCGCAUGCGCAUUCUAGAGCGUAAGUUCGAACUCAUGAUGCUACUAAGUUCGAAUUCAUUUUGAUUUUCAUCAAGAUUUCUGCGUUGGUCAAAUCUAUCUACCGUCACAACUAUGACAGGCGCUCUACGAGAAUGCGCCUGAUAUCGUCGCUGCUGGACAUCGAGUGCGAACGAAGCGAAACAACCUUAGCUGGUUAACAAUGGAGGAAUCGAGUGCGGGACUUCGGUACUUUUGUACCUUCGAUUUCGUUGAUGGUCAUGGUUUCUUGCAAAUGAUCAAUUUAGAGGAAUUGCAGCAAUUAGAGAUGCAAUAAUGAUAAUGUCAUUCAAUUUGCGAUAGUCGGAGACAGACGUAAAAAUUAUAUGCAGAUACACUUAUUCCACCUCGUCGAGAUUAGUCCACAUACUUUUAAUUCUGAAACCACAGCGUCCGAGUGUUAAUUCCGGACUUGACAGUUGCUGACCUGAGCACGGACAGUGUGUAUCAGAUGGUCGCGCAAGCACCACUCUGUCCGAGUUACUGCGUGUUAGAUGAGGUUGACGUUGCCCGUGGCGGUGUUUCUCCCGGCAACUCUUCAGCGCGACAAGGGGGGCCACCGACCGAGGAGGAGAGUUCUUCUAGUGAACGGAGAUUUCGCAUAAUCAUCGAGAACCGCAGCGCUGAAGAUUGGCUCUGGGAUGGAGACUUCUUCUCAGGUGGACAGUGGUCCUCUAAGAAACCGAGGAUACGAGCCGCAGCAUCGUUGGGUGGAGGCGCAACUUCUGGUGUGAUAAAUGGCGGCGGAGUCGCAGGGGGGGAGCAGCACCUACAACCAGCACUUGGCACAGGUGGUUCGGCCACUUUUGCACCCCUAGCGCGCAGUAGCCAGCAAGACGCUGCACAAGGAAGUGAUGCGAGCAACGCUGAGCAGAAGCAAAAUAGAGGGAAGCCAAGUAAGCGUGCAUCUUCCCAAUCCAGUCUCACGACACUAGAAUUUCGUUCCGACUCGAUGCUUUCCGGCAUUCAAGGUUUGACAUGGUUUGUGAACGCGCGAACCAUGCAAAAAUAUUUGUGCCUCUGUUUUUCGAACCCGGUCAUGGGCGAAGGAAUCUUCUUUGCUAGUGCCGGCCACCCUCCGCAUGAUUUGAAGCAGGUCCUCUCAGAAAGCACGGCGACGCUUGCAUGUACUACCUAUACCCGUGGCUUUUUUAUUAGUGAAACUUUUGUACUUGUACUGCUACGUACUAGAUGUGUUGAGAUCAAUUUGAAGCUUUUUAUUUCUUUGUGUGUCAACUCUUUGGCGGCCCCACGAAGUGUCUCUUUUUCAUAAGUUGAAAACGAAUCGCGAUGUUGUACAUAGAUACCUCUGGUCUACUUGAUGUUCAAAUCCUUUCAGCAAUGGGUGACGCGUUGCAUUCCCGCUUAGAGCAGGGCGUUUCGUGGCAAGUGGUAGACACGAGUUCGUCACUACACUGUGUCCGCCUCAUCAUACAUGAGAAGAUCAGUCGGAUAGACUGGAGUCUCUACCCCCUACCAAAACCAAGAGUCAGGCGAAGCAGCACAGAGGUCCGCGCGUCAACAGUAGCGGAAUUCACUGGCGAGGCUGAGGUACCAACUGGAGUUUCACCCGCUUCACCGGUGAAGACUGUAGGCGACACUGCGACCCGUUCUUCGAAAACAGCGGACGGACCAUCAGCGGCAGCAGCAGCACAAACUAGUGUCGGAACGCAAGAUUCCUCAGAUGGUGGGGCUACCUCUUCACCAAGUAAAAAGAAAAGCGUAAGAAUAUCUAAUGCGGAUGACAAUCAGGGACAAGACGGCGCCGCUGAAUCUAGUGAGCAAGACGGUGACGCACCGGUUGAAAAUAACUAUCAGCUGAUGCUGCGAAAGCAGGAGUCCGGAUCCGAGGAGGACGCACUAAGUGAGACCCUCAACCAAACGAGACCGAAGGACGCUUGGGACGGGCUAGGUCAGGGUCUACUCGCAACCGGAACGGGACUUGUAGCUGGUGUGGGCAUGCUCGUUGCCGCGCCCAUCGCAGGGGCGAACGAAGGUGGUGUGGGCGGCUUCUUCUCUGGUCUGGGCAAGGGCAUCGCGGGUGCCGUUGUGUGCACGGUUGGCGGAGUCGCCGCCGCAGCUACACAGAUCGCACGCGGUGUGGCGAAUACACCCGAAGCGCUUCAGCAAGGCCCGAACAUGAAGUGGGACAGCUCUCUGGGAAAAUGGGUCGACGACACGGUGAACCUGCGCGAGCUGGAGGCAGGGAAGCUGGAAGAGAGCGAGAGCGAAGAUGAAGAAACUGAAGCAAUGAAAGAAAAGUUCGGCGGAAACGUUUUAGAAACGGAGUACUACGACCUGUUGGGCGUUGCUCCUACCGCGACGCCAGGCGAAAUCAAGAAGGCUUACUACAAGAAGGCUCUCGUGGUCCAUCCGGACAAGAAUCCUAAUGACCCAGAGGCCCAUAAGAAAUUCCAAGAGCUGAGUCAGGCGUACCAGAUUUUGUCGGACGAAAAGCUGCGAGAAACGUACGACCGAUGCGGAAAGAGUGGUGUAAACCAGCAAGAGAUGCCGGAUAUCGAUGCUGCUAUGUUUUUCUCCGUUCUUUUUGGAUCCGAGCGGUUCGACUCCUACACUGGGAAGCUCUACAUCGCGAGCCAGGCUGAAACUUUGAUGCAAACACUGCAAAAACGGGACAGUCGCGAAGAGCUUCAAGGGGACAUCAAAUCCGGUAAAGCCGUUAGCGACACGAUUCUCAAACGAAAUAAAGCCGCAGCGAAGCGCGAAACACGGAAUCAAAUGCGAAGAGAAAUCAAGCUGGCACUGUAUUGAAUAAUACGCACACUUUUUCUAGCCCAGAUCUUACUCUCUGUUGACAAUUCUUGCCACGCACCUAUUUCCAGUAUGUUUAUCAAUCUAUCAAUAAUUCAAAUAUAUAAGCUUAAGCGCAAGCCAUUGACGAUGUAAGCGGUGGUUUCUUCAAGAAGUCACUGUAUUGAAGAUUCAAAACGACAAUGAAAUAACAGCAAUCUGCGGGCGAAGCUUGCGCCUUGGGUGAUGGGCCGCGAUGAGAAGAAUUUUAUGAGCGAGAUCGCUGUGGAGGCUGAAGAACUGAAAAAAGCGUCCUUCGGAGAGCGGAUGUUGCAAGCCAUUGGUUUCAUCUAUGAAAACAAAGCCGACAAGUUUCUUAGCGAACAAGGAGGCGAAUGGUCCUUCUUUUCCUCGAGUGGGUGGAAAGAAACAGGUGCCAAGACACAGAGGAAUUGGAAGAUCGCAUCGAAUUUGACACAGGCUGGCCUUGCGCUGAAGCGAAUACACGCACAGGCACAGGACCUAGAUUCCGACAACGAAGAAGGGAAGGGAACAAAAGGCGCAGGCAACGGAGAACAGAAGAAAUCCAGCGGUGACACAAAAAAGUCCGCUGGAGCAACCUCUUCAGAUGGAGGUAGCACCGCUUCGCCAGCAACCCCCUCGGCGGCGUUAUCAGGUGCCGGAAUAGACGCUACGACAGCCACAACGGUUCCAGGCAGCUCGACUGAUAAAGCAGAUCAGAAGACAUCGGUACCCGAUGAGGCUUUCAGCAAUGUGCAGCUAGGAGAGAAGGGUGGUGACAAGAAAAAACUAACACCGGAAGAGCAAGCCAAGAAGCAGGAAGAGAAGAAAAAGCGACGCGAAGCAGCCGUGAAGGAAAUGGAGAACACGCUCCCUCUAUUCCUAGAAAUCAUCUGGGAGCUUUCGGCUUCAGAUAUCGAGACCACAGUCGGCAUGGUGUGCAAGCUCUUUCUGUACGACGUGAGUGUGCCAUGGAUCAUCCGAUUUCGGCGGGCAGCAGCCUUGCAGCGCGUCGGCCGCAUGUUCCAGGAUGUUGCCGCUGCCGAUUCGGAUUCGCUCGAUGGCAAUCAGGCGAGGACGCGUCUCGAGCAAGCGCUUGUCCAAACCAUAACGAAGGAGAAAACAGACGACGGCGGAGGAACUACACCAUCGCAAACCAAAAGAGCUGGUCGAAAGGCGAAUGCGCCAUAGACGAGUAUCACCUAGUACACGAGGACUAGGCGCUGAAGAUAGUAGAUGACCACGAGAUGAGCAGAUACACAUACAUUCCGUUCACUUGUUCAUGUGUUUCGAUUUCCGUUGACGGGAGCAUGUUUUUGACUAUUUUGGGCUCGCGUUUCUCAGCGGGAAUGAUGAUAUCAUACCAUCACCAGUAAUGUAUAGUAUCAUCAACUUGAUGUUGUACCCAACUGUGAAAAUAAGAACAUCAUUUGACAUAUUUGAAGAUGAACUCAAUGAUCUCACAGCACUAUAACUUAACAAACUCGUCACUACGCAGCUGAUGUCAAGAUGCAGACGCAAAUACAGUUGCCAUUCUCUUUUCCCUAUUUUCCAAAAGUAGAGCAGAAGCGUCUGCUCGGACCUGAACUCUUUCUGCUGGGAACAGGGACAUCUCGGAAAACCAUAUCCUGAAUCUCCCCUCCUCAGAACUGCCGACGCAUUUCUCAGAAUGGUUUACACCCUGUUUUCUACAACAGUGCGAUUCUUAAAUUCCGAGACUGCUGCGUGUUUAU